Striga asiatica is the source of this 597-nucleotide messenger RNA. Lineage: Eukaryota; Viridiplantae; Streptophyta; Magnoliopsida; Lamiales; Orobanchaceae. The record is from the annotation of a GenBank genome assembly.
AUGAGCAUCCAGAGCCCACCGCCACACUGCCAAAGCCACGGGACCCACAAAAGCUCUUCGUACGCUGUGAGUUACGCUGAAUGCCUCAAGAACCAUGCGGCGGCAGCCGGAGGCACUGCCGUCGACGGCUGCCGGGAAUUCUUGGCCGGAGGCAGAGAGGACACCAUAGAAUCCCUCACGUGCGCCGCAUGCAAAUGUCAUCGGAAUUUCCACCGGAGAAUCUUAUUAAUGCAUGUGGAAGCUCCGGCAGCUGGCGGCAGAAGGGCGAAGAAGAGGUUCCGGACGAAGUUUACUGGCGAGCAGAAGGAGGCGAUGCUCGGUUUUGCCGAGAAGGCCGAGUGGAAAAUGUCGAGGGCCGAUGAAUAUGAGGUGAGGCGGUUUUGCGAGGAGAUUGGUGUGAGUAGGAAAGUGCUCAAGCCAAUUCCGAUCCAAACACCACUGAUCGAUACGGCCCUGUUCGCUAGCCUCCACUUUGAUCAUUUUCAGAUUAAGAAGCCAAGGUACAUACAAGAGCACCCAUCAGCACUGGCGUUUUGCUGCAUAUUUCUUAAGUCUGUAGUUUGUCUAAGAUCCGCUGUUGUUGUGGUUUUUAGCUGA